This is a messenger RNA of Auanema sp. JU1783, 1866 nucleotides long. NCBI's taxonomy places the organism in Eukaryota, Metazoa, Nematoda, Chromadorea, Rhabditida, Rhabditidae. The record is from the annotation of a GenBank genome assembly.
AUGGAAGUUGGACGACGCCCAUCGUCCAUAGUAAGAAGCUCUCCAUUAAUAAAAGGCUCUAAUCUUAAUAAAGUUCGGGGAUAUCCAUUUGGGACUGUUUAUGGACGACCAGCUGUAGGAGGAGGAGGAGGAGGAGGGAUAGAAGAAAAACAGAUCAAUCGAAUUGUUGAGGAAGAACAAGAGCAAAUUUACCAAGUUCCUGAAGCUAAUAAUCACAUAACAACUAUCCCUCUGAGGACUCCUCCGCCGCCGAUCGACGAUAAAAUUGGAAGUUCAAUAGAGGCUACAACUGACAAGAACAAUCAUUUACAUGUAGCAACGUCAUGCCCACCUUUUGCCCACAGAAACAAUUCCAUGAGAAGUCCAAGACAGGCUUCGAAAUUGGAUAAGUCUCAAACAACUUCGUCUAUAAAUACACUGAGAAGGGAAUCUGACAUGGUUCGUAAAGCAAGUCGAACACCCAGUGGAGGGAACAUCUCACAAAAAGGCGACUCUGCUUGGCCAGGCUCAAAGCUGGCUGGUAAGGUGGAUAGUGCUAAAACGCCUAGUAUUCGUAGUUACUGGGAACAUAACAUUCACAAGGAGCAAUUAGAACGUGAAGAAACAGCUCGAACAGCUCGGCCGAAAACUUACGGAUUUCCCAAGUGGCGGUCUUCAGAUGCUUUAUCUGCUUCUUUAGUUGCUUCUAACUCAGUUGAUAUUCCUAAGGAUAGUCGAAUCCCCGAGGAUAGAUUGAAAAAAAUGGAACAAACUGAUAAGGAAGCUAUGGUUGUGAAGCAACACAUUCAUCAAUCCAUUGAGCCCACUCGUCCUCUUCAUAAAGGCAAAAGCCUAGACUCCUUGGUUCAGCAGGAGCAGCAACACCAACAACAACAACAGUCAUGGUACGAUCGAGAGAAAAUUCGCGAAGGCGUUAGUCGUGAAUCUAUUGCGAAUAUUCACGAAGCACGUCAACGAUUCGAAAGUGGAGAUUUCAAUCAUAGAGAACGAUCAUUCUCUAGUGCAUCAUGCAGACCUGAACCUGUUCCACCUCCUCUACCACCAAAGAGUGAAGAGAUUAUUCUGAGACAGGCAGCCCAGCGGUAUUCAGAAUGCCAAGACAGCGUAGACAGUUAUCCAGUUUCCAAUUAUCGAAAUACUGCCAAUAAUCAGAACUCCAAUGGCUCUGCGAAUAUCACGAGAGAACAUAACUUCCUUUUCGAACAACAACUCCUUUUACUAUACUUCAAGCAAAAUCCCGAAAUAGUUAAUAGUAUUGGAAUCAGUGUUUCCGAAGCAGUCAGACAGCUGAUUGAGGAAAUUCCUUUCCGACGAGUCGAAAUUCGACAAGUUGAUGACGAUAUGAACCAGUGGCAAUACUCUCCGAACAAUCAAAAACUCGGAAGGUAUAUCAAGAAAGCACAGUUCGGACCGAAUGCUCCGCGUUUCCGUAAGAACGAUCCUAGUCGAGAACGACAGGAAGAUAUCAGACCUGGAGAAUCAAUUGUUGCUGCUGAAAUAAGACAUGCACGUGAGCGAGAAGAGGAACUUAGACGUAGUCGAAGUGAAUUGGGUUUGCCCACACUAGAAGAUACAAUCGAUUCUUGGCGACAUGGUAACAGAGGAUUCAGUAUUCCUAACCAGUUACGGAGUGCAAUGAGUUACGAUCACAUACAUCAAAACGGAGUUCAGAAAACACCUUCAAUGGGUGAGAUAUCACAUGAAUCCUAUGGAUCAUACUCCCGAAACGAUCAUGGAAGUAGAACUGAUUUGAGACGCCCCGGUUACGGACCUACUCCUUAUCGAUUGCAUAACACUGACGAUCAAGAUGUGAUGUUCUACGGUCCAACUCGUCGGCAGUUACCUCAGCUAAAACGAUUUGACUGA